CGCGAAUCAACGUCACUUCUCUCGCCUUCCAUGCCGCUUCCCAAAUGGUCCGAUGCUACAGCCCUAAUCUCGACGCUGCAUCCACUUUUGAGACUGAAACUGAGCACACCGCCGCCCCAGAGACCCGCCUAACUAGGAGCACUUGACGUCUGCAGCCAGGAUGACGGACUCGCCCACGGUGCGCAUUCCGCUGGACCCGCAGGAGCAGCCGAUGCUGGACAAACUACUCGCUAUUCGAACAAAGCUCGAGCUGCUCAAGCAGGACAAAUCGACCUAUGUCAAGAGCCAGGAUGUCAUCGAACUGUACGACCAAGUCGUCGAGCAGGUCGAGGUCUUGAACCAGAUACGGACGACGAAACGCCUUGAGCAGAACAGAGUGGACACGGUGCUGGACGACUGUUUUCAGCUCAUCUCACUCGCCUACAUGACCAUAGGCAAGAAUCAUGAAGCCCCAGCAGUGUACUCGUUCGUAUCAACAACCAAGCGUCUGCUCGAUCAUCUCGAAGAGGCCCAUUUCUACUCCCCAAAAGAUCUCGAAUCCAUCGGCGCCGAACUGAAAUCCUGUCGGCGCUACCUUGAGCGAGGCAAAGACUCCUACAGCCCUCAGCUCUUAACUCUACUGAAUGCACGAAUCGGAGUUUGCGAAGAGAUCCUUGGACGGCUUGAGCUUAACCUGUCCCACCUGACGCCCGACCUCACGCCGAAAUACGACAAACUGGUCUCUAUUCUCAGGUCGCUUGCUGGCUGCAAUACACGGUCGAAAUUCCCCAAUGAAGAGGUGGACGACUACUUGGAGCAGCUAAAAGAGCUUCAGGAAGAGCUGCGACCGUACGGCAUUCACGCAUAUGAGACUACCGGCUCGAGGGAGGAGAAGAUUGCCGAGAUGGCGGAAAAACUCCAGAUAUCAAUGGCACAUCCAGAGCCAGCGCCGGAAGCGAAGGAGCUCAUCGAAACUCUCCUGCGUCGAAACUUCCUUUGGGUGGCUUUAAUCAAGGAGAAGCAAGGCAGGAUCGCGCCCGCUUUCCAGGAUACGUACGACAAGCUGCUGACAAUCCGCAACAAGCUGGAAAAGCUGUCUCUCACACAGGCAUGGUCAUUGCGCGAGACAGACCUCUGGAACUUCCAACGGCAGCUUGACCGCAUUGACGAAGCCCGAGUGGAUGGCAACUUUUUCGAUGCUCUAGGGAGGCCAGCAGAGCUGUACGAACAGAGGACAUUGCUGUACCUGUUGCGAAAGAGCUACUCACUCAUUUACCACCUCAUCGUUUCGUCGGAGCCUGUGUCGGAAGCGCUUUUGCCCAUAUAUAACCAAUUGACGACGCUGCGGAAAUGCCUUCAGGAAGUCAAGAAGUUGGGCGGCGUAUCAUCUCCAAGGGAGCUGUACCCUUACAGCAUGAAGCUCAAUUCGAUCGACAACAUGCGUAUAGACGGCAAGUUUAUGGUUGGCAACGAGAUCCCCGACGGACAGGGCAGCGUGACGCAGCUGCUUGAAGAGUGCUUCGAGCUUGCAUACGAACUACGCACUGACGUAGAGGAUAGCAGCUCAGCAGACCAGACGCCGGCUAGCGAGAGUGGCACCGAACCGCUGGCUGCAUGAAUAUCUGUUCGUUAGUUUUCCUGUGGCGGUCAUUUCCAAAUUGAGUUUUAGCACUGGGAUGCAUUGCGAGGGAAAUUGGGCAGGUAUCGGUCGUUCCCGCUCAGUUUCGGUGGUUUCGUUUCCUUGGUGGCUGUCUGAUGUGUACCUCCUUCCAUUCGAUUCGCUGUAUCUAUACCUGCGUCUAGCUUUUAAUCCAGCUGUAUCUGGUUCAGCUGCGCCAUCUCCUCAUCAGGUCGUGGAGGAGCUGGAC
Molecule: messenger RNA, 1847 nt
Organism: Trematosphaeria pertusa
Lineage: Eukaryota; Fungi; Ascomycota; Dothideomycetes; Pleosporales; Trematosphaeriaceae
Exons: 8
Coding region: 161-1597 (478 amino acids)
Cellular component (GO): nucleus; cytoplasm
Source: RefSeq, a predicted model, not a curated record